AUGGCGCGCGCCUCGAGCCUGUCGCUGCUGCUUGUGCUGCUAGUUGCGGCAGUGGCAGGAGCCAGGGUGCCUGUGGAUGCGGCCAGGAACACAACAUUGGGCGAGCUCCGGGAAACAACUGAUGCAUUGGUCAACACUGGCCUCGCGAAAUUGGGCUACAAAUAUGUUAACAUCGAUGAUUGCUGGGCAGAAUUGAACAGGGAUUACCAGGGUAACCUGGUUCCAAAUAAAAGAACAUUCCCCUCUGGUAUCAAGGCGCUUGCAGAUUAUGUGCACGCCAAAGGGUUGAAGCUCGGAAUCUACAGUGAUGCUGGGACACAAACAUGCAGUAAACAAAUGCCAGGAUCGCUCGAUCACGAAGAGCAAGAUGUGAGGACGUUCGCGUCUUGGGGAGUUGAUUAUCUGAAGUACGAUAACUGCAAUGAUGCUGGCAGGAGCGUCAGGGAAAGAUACACUAGGAUGAGCAACGCCAUGAAGAAAUACGGGAAGAACAUCUUCUUCUCAAUCUGUGAGUGGGGAAUCGAAAACCCUGCUACAUGGGCACGUGGAAUGGGUGGUAAUAGUUGGAGGACAACCGGCGACAUUGCUGACAACUGGGACAGCAUGACAUCACGCGCAGACCAGAAUGACAGAUGGGCCUCCUACGCUGGACCUGGUGGAUGGAACGAUCCUGAUAUGCUUGAAGUUGGAAAUGGCGGGAUGUCUGAAGCUGAGUACCGCUCGCACUUCAGCAUCUGGGCACUUGCAAAGGUUUGGGCCGGACCGCUCAGCGGCAACAGAAAGGCGGUGGUUCUAUGGAAUAGGCAGGGGUACCAAGCAACCAUCACCGCACGCUGGUCAAACGUCGGGCUUCCAGCAUCUGCCUCCGUUACCGCUCGCGAUCUAUGGGCGCACUCGUCAUUCUCUGCUCAGGGGCAGCUAUCUGCAUCAGUGGCGCCUCAUGACUGCAAGAUGUACAUCCUAACAACCAAGUAA
This is a messenger RNA of Triticum dicoccoides, 975 nucleotides long. Its product is annotated as alpha-galactosidase-like. NCBI's taxonomy places the organism in Eukaryota, Viridiplantae, Streptophyta, Magnoliopsida, Poales, Poaceae. Gene Ontology annotation, cellular component: plant-type cell wall. Bases 1 to 975 code for a protein of 324 amino acids. Gene Ontology annotation, molecular function: hydrolase activity, hydrolyzing O-glycosyl compounds. The record is from RefSeq and is a predicted model, not a curated record. Gene Ontology annotation, biological process: carbohydrate metabolic process. The transcript is spliced from 13 exons.